AUGGUAGUAAAAGUGGCUGAUUUUGGUUUGUCCCGAGACGUCUAUGAAAAAGAUUAUUACACCAUUAAGAACAAGACGAACGCAUUACCUGUGAAAUGGAUGGCGCCGGAAAGUCUGAGCAAAGAGACAUUCAACACCAAGACUGAUGUUUGGUCUUUUGGUGUUGUACUAUGGGAACUUAUGACGCGUGGUGCAAAUCCAUAUCCAGGUGUCGACAAUCUAGAUGUGUCACGAUUUCUGUUAAGAGGUAAUAGACUGUCGCAACCAGAAUUUACCCCAUACGAAGUGUACACGGUUAUGACAUCAUGUUGGGAUAUAGACCCAGAGCAGAGACCUGGGUUUAAAGAUCUUGUCUCGGAAAUGGACAAGCUACUAUCUAAAAUAUCAUCUGGCAAAGAAAACUCUUAUAUGAGAUUAAUACGUUCAUCAGAGCAGGAGUUGGAGGAGGAGGAGGAGGAAGAAGAGGAGGAGGAGGAGAAGGAGGAGGAAGAAGAAGACGAAGAGGGGAGGAGGAUGGAGAAGUAG
Saccoglossus kowalevskii is the source of this 525-nucleotide messenger RNA. RefSeq names its product hepatocyte growth factor receptor-like. NCBI's taxonomy places the organism in Eukaryota, Metazoa, Hemichordata, Enteropneusta, Harrimaniidae. The record is from RefSeq and is a predicted model, not a curated record.